AUGCAUUCCAUUCCCUCAAAAUCAUUCCAUCCGUCCCCCCUGUUUUUUUUCAAUUUCAUUCCCUCUUCUCCCUUUAUUAACAACACCACAACCCACCACUAUUGCCGCCACCCACCACAACCGCCAUCCACCACCACCGGCGCCUGUCGUUGUCACCCACCUCCACCGCCACCCAUCGCCAUCACCGCUACCAAUGCCACCGCCGCCAACUCCGACCACCACCGCCGCCCACCGACGACAUCACCACUGCCAACACUGCCACCGCAACCAUCAUCGCCACCACCGCCUGACCCGCCACCUUCGCUACCGCCACCCGCUGCCACCCACCUCCGUCCCCACCACCGCCACCGCCGCCAUCCAUCGUCGCCACUGCCACCUCCGCCACCACCGUCGAUGCCACUUUCGAUCACCGCCACCACCCACGUCUACCACCACCCACCAUCGCCGCUGCCAACCUCCGAUCAACGCCGCCACCCACCUCCGCCACCGCUGCCGCUACCACCCAUCGUCAACACUGCUACCACCUACGACCACCGCCCCACCACUAUCUCCACCGCCACCAUCGCCACCGCCACCACCCUCCUCGUCGUCACCCACCACCACCGCAUAACCACCUACCACCGCCGCCACCCAUGUCGCUGGUACAACUGCCACCUAUCACCACCCACCAUCAAUGCCCACCACUGA
Molecule: messenger RNA, 687 nt
Organism: Helianthus annuus (common sunflower)
Lineage: Eukaryota; Viridiplantae; Streptophyta; Magnoliopsida; Asterales; Asteraceae
Product: extensin-3-like
Exons: 1
Coding region: 1-687 (228 amino acids)
Source: RefSeq, a predicted model, not a curated record